UGUUGGUCAGUCACUGAAAUACAAAACAAAAACAAACAAGAAAAUUUUGCUUUCCUAGAGUUUAUUUUAGUUUUUCCCGUGAAAUACUGUGAAAAUUGACAAAAUGGAUUAUGUGUACGUUGCAGGGGAUGCUGGAGAGCAAACUGAGGAUAUGAUAGCCAUGCAAAUGUUUGAGAAUUCAAAUAGAGGACAAGAGUAUUCUCCAAGUUUCCAGCCCUUCACAGUUCCACAGAGUGAUGCUGAGUACCUCCCAAUGGGCUUUGUUCUUGCAGAUGGUGGAGAUCGCUUUGGCGUCUCCACGGUCUGCUUUGAUACCCACGAAGAGCUCCUUUGGAUGGGAAAUCAAGGGGGCCAUGUCACAUCAUACUACGGUGGCACAAUGCAGAAAUAUACAUCCUUCCAAGUCCAUGCCACGGACAUUGUGAGGCAAAUCCAUCCGACAGAGGCAGGAAUUCUUGUGCUCACCAGCACCAGCCUGAGGCAUCAGAUUCGCCGGGGUAUUCCCAAGUACACGCACACGUCCAAGAAUACCGAGGAUAUGCUCUGCAUGGUGCAGAUGAAUCCCAAAAGAUUUAUUUUGGGAGGAAAUCAAGAGAGUCUCAUUGAUUUUGACACGGAAACCAGGAGGGAGACUCUCCUGGCCAGUGCUGGAGACAAUGGAUGUGUCGUAUUGCGUCUACACAAUCGGUACUUGUGUGCAGGGGAUGCAUUUGGGCAAAUUACCCUCAGAGAUCCCUCCACUUUGGCUGUGGAGCACGCCAUAAAGCCCCAUUCCGGAAGUCUGUCGGAUUUUGACGUUGAAGGCAAUUACUUGGUCUCCUGUGGAUUCAGUGAGCGUCAGGGAUCACUGUCAGUCGACAGAUUUCUCAUGGUUUACGAUCUCCGGAUGUUGCGCCUCGUGUCACCCAUUCAGGUCCACAUUGAGCCCCAGCUACUGCGUUUCCUGCCAUCCCAAUGCUCACGCCUGGCCGUGGUGUCACCCCUCGGGCAGAUGCAACUCGUGGACACGGUGGAACUUAGUGAACCUCGUGUCUGCAUGUAUCAGAUCAAUACCUCCGGAAGCCAAUGUCUCAGCUUUGACAUCAGCUCCUCGUGCCUGGCCAUGGCCUUUGGGGAUCAAUCUGGCCAUAUCAAUCUCAUCAGUUCAGUUUCUGUGUCUGAACCCCAAUUCAAUCCAUUUUCUCGAGCCACUGAAUUCGCCGAUCCCAUUGAACCUCUUCCCCUUGUUCCAAUCACAGACGAAAACUUCCCCCUGUCCUCAAUCCCUCUCCCGGAACUCACAACAGGAGAUACUUGGCUCAGUGAUUGGCCAGUGCAGUUGAUGGAGUACCGCUACAGACGACCCAAGCCCGUGGAUCCAGAGAUUCUGGCCACAAUGAAGAUGCAGGGACCUAUAGGAUAUGCUCUGAAUCCCAGGCACACAAGACGCAAUCAGAUUCCUUACUACAUGGAUCCCAGUCAGGCCUGCAAUCAAGUGACAACGACAGUGGCCAGCAACAAAGCUGACUCGGGAAUUAAGAUCAUUCCCAAGAGAUACCGGAAGGUCGAGGUAAAGUACUCCAAACUUGGCACCCAGGACUUUGAUUUCGAUCAGUACAACCAGACGGAGUUCGCAGGACUGGAAGCUAAUCUUCCGAAUGCCUACUGCAAUGCAAUGCUUCAAGUUUUGCAUUUUAUCAAGCCCCUGAGGCAAGCUCUUCUUGCUCAUUCCUGCUCUAAGGAAUUUUGCUUGGCAUGCGAAUUGGGUUUCCUCUUUCACAUGCUAGCAACAUCCAAUGGGGCUCCCUGUCAGGCCAGUAACUUCCUCAGAUCCUUCAGAACAGUCCCUGAAGCUUCGGCUCUUGGUCUGAUUCUGUCUGAUCGAACGAGCAGCAAGGCGAACUUGAUCAGUCUGAUCCAGAACUGGAAUCGAUUUAUCUUGCAUCAAAUCCACUAUGAAUUGCUAGAGACAGCCAAGAAAUCCAUUCCUCAUUCAUUUGGUGAUAACAAUUGCUCAGCAAAUUCUUCUCCCAAAAAACUCACAUCCUAUGAGGAGAAUUUUCCCAAACUCCAAGAAAUUGCAUCAGCGGUCAAUGAGGAGAAAUUUCAGUUUAUUGAGUCCAAGGAGGAGGCAGAAGGAUCAGCAGAUUCAGCGCCGAGAAAAGAAGACGAAGAGACUGAAAUAAGUCGACUUUUUGGUACGAGACAAAUUUGCACUUCACGCUGUUUGAAGUGCAGCGACGAAAGGUCUAAGGUCAAUAUCCUUCUGGUCUGCAGUCUGCUGUAUUCCACCCCAAAUCCCGAAGAAAGUAUCACAUUUUCCAGGAUACUCAGGAACUCCCUGAGCGGCGAGAAGACCAUUCCCGUUUGGUGUGAGCAAUGUAAGAAAUUCACACCAACCAAUCAAUAUGUCAGAGUGGCAAAGCUGCCCAAGAUUCUGGCAAUAAACUGUGGCCUGGAAAAUGAGAGGGAUCUGCAGUAUCUGAAGAAAAUCACAAAUAGAACGUUAUCGACAGGAAAUCAGGAAAAUACUCCGGUGACAAGCAUGAAACCAUGCAGAUAUGGAGUGAAUUGUUCAAGAAUCGACUGCCACUUUUCCCAUCCGGAUAGGAAAUCUCCAACAGCACAGGCAACACCUGCAGCAAAUUCCUGCAAGAGCAACACAUGGUUCCCGCUCAAAUUCUCCCUCAGAAUUGACUGUGACACAAACCUAACGAUUGAGGAAGAUUGUGGGAGGAGGUCGCCAGAACAGAAGGUUCCGGAAGGUGAAGAAAAGACCUCAGAAGUCAAUAGGAAAGUAGUGUAUGAUCUAACGGCGGUCGUUUGUCAAAUUGACGAUGGAACUAGCAAGAAUCUCGUGUCCAUUGUCAAAGUGGCCGAUUCCUGCCAUGCCAAUCCCGGAGAGAAUGAUGGUCAGGGAUUGUGGUAUGUCUUCAAUGAUUUCAGCAUCACGCCAGUUUCAAUGCAGGAAGCUGUUUGGUUUACAUUGGACUGGAAAGUUCCGUGUGUCCUCUUCUACAGCACUCGGGAUAGUUCGGGAGGUGAAGAACUGUCUCCCAAGCUCUAUCCCGACUUCAAUCCCUUCACAACGGAUCUCUAUGCGCGACAGCUGAUGCUGGAGCCAUGUGAUUUCCGCCCACUUACGCCAACAGAAAUGCCCGCUAGGGGUGAUCUUGUUGCUAUGGAUGCGGAAUUUGUCACGCUCAAUCCAGAGGAGAAUGAGAUGCGGCCAGAUGGGAAGAUGGCAACUAUAAAGCCCAGCCAUAUGAGUGUAGCCAGGAUUACGUGUAUCAGGGGACAGGGGGAGAAUGAGGGGGUGCCUUUCAUCGAUGACUACAUCUCGACGCAGGAACAAGUGGUGGAUUAUCUGACCAAGUUUUCAGGAAUCAAGCCGGGUGAUCUCGAUGCCAAUUUCAGCAAUAAGAAUCUCACAACGCUCAAGAGUUCCUACCAAAAACUCAGGUAUCUGGCGGACAUUGGCGUGAUAUUCGUUGGACACGGCUUGAGGAAUGAUUUUAGGGUAAUCAACAUGAUCGUCCCGCCGGAGCAAGUUAUCGACACAGUUCACCUCUUUCACCUGCCUCAUCAGCGCAUGGUAUCCCUGCGCUUUCUGGCCUGGCACUUCCUGGGCAUCAAGAUUCAAUCAGAGACUCAUGAUUCUAUCGAGGAUGCCCGAGCUGCCCUCCAGCUCUACAAGGAAUACGUAAAACUCCAGAAAGAAGAAAAACUCGCUUCUGCCAUUAAACUUCUCUACGAGAUGGGCAAGCAACUAUCGUGGAAAGUUCCCGAAUAGCUUUGUAAAGCACAAACUUUUCCAUCAAUAAAAGAAUUAAAAAGAAAAAA
Phlebotomus papatasi is the source of this 3822-nucleotide messenger RNA. It is a transcript of the gene PAN2, whose product is annotated as PAN2-PAN3 deadenylation complex catalytic subunit PAN2. The record is from RefSeq and is a predicted model, not a curated record. Gene Ontology annotation, biological process: mRNA processing; nuclear-transcribed mRNA poly(A) tail shortening. The transcript has 6 exons. The coding region runs from base 104 to 3772 and encodes 1222 amino acids. Gene Ontology annotation, cellular component: PAN complex; P-body. Lineage: Eukaryota; Metazoa; Arthropoda; Insecta; Diptera; Psychodidae. Gene Ontology annotation, molecular function: nucleic acid binding; poly(A)-specific ribonuclease activity; protein binding.